Paramuricea clavata is the source of this 660-nucleotide messenger RNA. The record is from the annotation of a GenBank genome assembly. Lineage: Eukaryota; Metazoa; Cnidaria; Anthozoa; Malacalcyonacea; Plexauridae.
AUGGGCCUGAAACCAUCGCAAGGAGAAUUAAAUGCUGCGCUCCUCGCUGUAGUGGCGCAUAUUCCCAACGCCCAUCUAAUCCAUGGCGACCUCAUCGUAGCUGCUAGGACUGUUGAAGAUCAUGAUCGAUCGGUUGACCUUUGUAUGCAGGCCAUUUCGGACGCAGGGAUGACACUGAAUGCAAAAAAGUGCCAGUUUGGAAAGAAAGAAAUUUCGUUUUAGGGAAUGAUCUAUGGUGAAGAUGGUGUUAAACCGGAUCCCUCGAAGGUGGAAGCACUUGUACAUCUUACUGCCCCGACUAGCAAAGAAGAAUUAGUCAGUUUCCUAUGCAUGAUGCAAUCGAACUCGGACUUUAUUCCAAAUUUUGCCCAGAGGACGGCAAAGCUUCGAGAGUUGACGAAAGGGAGAGCAAGAUUUGUUUGGAGCAACGAGCACCAGAUAUGUUUUCAAAGGCUGAUUGACGCAUUCCGGAAACAUGUACUUCUUAGAUACUUCCACAUGAGCAAGCCAACGUAUGUAUUCGGAGAUGCUCACAUGACCGGUCUAGCAGCAAUGCUUGCCCAAGGAAACAGUGUGAGAGAAGCCAAACUAGUCGCAUUUGCGUCCAGAACGACUAGCCAAGCUGAAACAAGAUAUCCUCAGCUCGAUUUAGAGACAUGA